Nicotiana attenuata is the source of this 1255-nucleotide messenger RNA. RefSeq lists its product as uncharacterized. The transcript has 2 exons. Lineage: Eukaryota; Viridiplantae; Streptophyta; Magnoliopsida; Solanales; Solanaceae. The coding region runs from base 372 to 1064 and encodes 230 amino acids. The record is from RefSeq and is a predicted model, not a curated record.
UACAAUCCUCUUUGCAUUUAGUUCUAUCACUUCACAUUACUUGUUUGGAGCCUCCUUUUUUCAAGAAUUCAUGUUCUCCCACUCCUCCUUAUAAUGCAUUUUGUUAUUUUCUGCCACCAAUCCAAAGAUCCAUCCACCCUUUAAUGUGUUGUACCGGGUGCUCUGUUGCUUGUACCUUAUACCCAACUGUUAGUCCUAUAAAUAUAUCUUCUAAGUUCUACCUCCUACCUAAGUUUUGUUUUUGUUGACUAUUUUAGUCUACCUACACCCUCUUUUACCUCACUCACACCUAUGCCCACAUAGACUUUUCUAAAUAUAUACACAGAAAACUAGUUUACUAGUAAAAGUAGGAGAGUCUAGGAAUAAAGGAAAUGGGAAGUUUUCAAACCAAAGACAAAAGCUACCCAAAUGCCAAAGUGGUUGAAAGGUUGAAGUAUAAUGUAAGAUUUCUUCAAGCUGAGGUGAAUGAAAUAAUGUGCAUGAGGGAACAUGAGAGUCAAGCUUAUGCACAAGAGAUGAUCAUUUUUGCAUUAAAAGAAGCAGAGUGGAAGAAGGAAAGGAAGAAGCUAAGGGAGGAAGUGAAGAAUUUGAGGAAGAAGUUGGAAGAUAAACAAGAAGGAGAAGAAGAGAAGUCCAAAGGAGUAGAAAAUCAUGACAUGUUAAGUAGUGUGAAAAGGGAGAAGGAGUGGCAUCACUUGGGAUCAAGCUACUUGUUGGAGCAAAUUAAGGAUGAGCAAGCUAGAAGAGAUGUCGCGAUUGAGAGGUGGAAACAACUUUAUUUUGCCAUCAAAAUUGAGCUCGAUGAUCUUAUCCAGAGGACAAAUCAAGGAGAAGGACUCUGCUGGAAAAUAGAGCAAAUGGAAUUACUAGAGGAGCUGCAUAGGGAGCUGAAAGAAAAGGUGGAAACCAUUGCGCUUUUAAAAGAGCGAAUAUCUUUGAUGGAACAACAAGAACUCAAGAGGGAGAGGGAGGUAGACAUUUUGAGGCAAAGCUUGAAAAUAAUGAGCUACAAGAUGAAGGCAACCAGCAUUUCUAAAAAUCUUUCGAAAAGCUUGCAUCUGUAAAGUUCAGUCAUUACUGAAAACUGAUAGCUAUAAUAUAGAAUAAGUGGUGGUCACAUAAAAGUUUUCUUCUAAUAUGUUCUCCUCCUCAAGAACAUAGCUAGUUUCAGAUAGCAGUCUAGUAUUUUAUGGUUAAUUUGUUGACUUGCGCCCUAAAACAGAUAAUGCUUUUUCAGAUUCUUUCAGUUUUUGGA